AUGAAGCAAGCUAUCCCGAUGGUGUUUACGGAAGCCAAACACAGACUCUGUAUGUGGAACAUUAUGAAGAAAGUGCCUUCAAAGGUCAGUGUCGCACUAAAUCAAGAUCCUAAUUUUAAUAAAGUAAUCAACAAGAUCGUAUGGAACAUACAUAUUGGACCAGCGGAGUUUGAGCGUCGUUGGCAUGAGAUGAUCGAGCAAUACAAUCUGGGGGGUGAUACUUGGUUCACAGAUAUGUAUGCAAUUCGACACUCGUGGAUUCCUGCCUUUUACAAGGACACUCCAAUGUCUGGUCUAAUGAAAACAACCUCAAGAUCCGAGAGUUCGAAUUCAUAUAUUAAUAUAUACGAAUCGUACUGGUUUAAUUUGGUUCAAAUCCUUAAUAAUUACGACGUAGCUAUAGAGAAGCAAAGAUACAGACAAUCUGUUCAUGAGACAGUAACGAGAACCGCUAAUCCAAAAUUUGUUACUCCGUUGCGUUUAGAAAGUUAUGCAUCAAGAAUAUACAGUCGGAAUGUGUUUUUUGACAUACAAAAGGAGAUAAAGAAGGCUGUAUGGUGUUGUGCUAUAGAGAAUGUCGAAUGCCAGGAUGUCUUAAAGACAUUCGUGAUAAGCCACAAGACGAAGAAAUCAUCUGAGAACAUCACAUAUCUGGUGAACCGUAAUUACUCAACAAAUACCGUCGAAUGCGAGUGCAACCUAUUCACGCGUAAUGGUUAUCUUUGUCGUCAUGCGUUCAAGGUAUUGAUAAACGAUGAAGUUGAAUUCAUACCGGAUAGAUAUGUGUUACGGCGAUGGAAACGACAGACAGUUCCAGUACAGAUACAAUCUGCAAGGGUUCGUUACGGCGAGGUUGACGAGAUCAUAAGCAUCGCCCAGAAUGAUAAGUCUAUAUUGGCUAGACUGGAGAGAAAUCUCGACACAUUUAUGGUUGAUAUAGCGAAGGAAGUUCCAUAUGAAGACCCAUCUCAACAGAGGAUGGAUGCAAUUAGGGAACAUCUAGGUGUUUCAAUACUGGAUGAGGUGGAUAUUCUAACAUCUUCUGGCAUUAGGAACAAGGGAUGCGGGACUAGUAAAAGACUGGAACUUGAAGUUGAUGUUGUUGAUAGUGCCUUCAUUUUCAUGGAGAAAGUAGCCUAUGUUCAUUGUAGCAUGCAUGAUGUAGGAAUCUCUAGAUUUGGAUCAGUUAACAAACAACAUCCUCAUUUGAAUGUUGCAAAAAUCUAUGCUGUCGAUGCCAUAUGA
This is a messenger RNA of Cynara cardunculus var. scolymus (artichoke), 1245 nucleotides long. RefSeq names its product protein FAR1-RELATED SEQUENCE 5-like. The record is from RefSeq and is a predicted model, not a curated record. Gene Ontology annotation, biological process: regulation of DNA-templated transcription. The transcript is spliced from 6 exons. Bases 1 to 1245 code for a protein of 414 amino acids. Gene Ontology annotation, molecular function: zinc ion binding. Lineage: Eukaryota; Viridiplantae; Streptophyta; Magnoliopsida; Asterales; Asteraceae.